AUGCAGAUCGAACCGUUAAGGAGGGUCGACACGACCUGGAGCGACGAUACGGAGCUCGACCAUAUCACUUAUAAUGACAAGUACGUCGUGGUAUAUGACUUCAGCAGUGUUGAAUCUGCUGGUCUCAACACCGAAGUUCGCCCUGGCUACGAUCAAUCACUAUUGAUAUUUUGUCAAGCACCCAGAGACUUGCUCGGAAAUGCUGUCUACAAGUCGCGAGUCAAGGACUGGCUGUAUGGCAUAACUAAGAAUCAUCCUGGUGGCACCGCCAAGAGCAUUGUCGAUGGAGCUUUCGAAGCGGAAGAUCUUCUUUCCAUGUACCACCUGCUCGUUUGGCAGAAAGAGCUCGGGGGAGCUGGUAUCACCCCAGGCUAUGGUCUAUGGGAGAAUGUGACGUCUAUAUUUCCUUUGCACAACAAACCCAUCAACGGGGCGUUAUUGACCCGCCUUAGCAAGAAGUUCUUCCUGGAUCAUGCUGACUUGGACCAAAUUCGCAACCUCUGGGGAGCCAAGGUUGCCUUUUACUUUGCUUUCAUUCAGACCUAUUUCCGCUCUCUGUCUUUUCCUUGUGUAGCGGGUGUCUUUGCUUGGGCAUUCCUAGAAAAAUACUCACUGGCCUUUGCUGUGCUCAUCGGCAUCUGGUGUACGGUCUUCCUGGAGUACUGGAAGAUCAAGCAGAAUGAUCUGGCUAUCCGUUGGAAUGUUCGAGGAGUUGGAGAGUUGAAGUUGAACCGUCCGCAGUUCCGCUACGAGAAAGAGAUCAUCGACUCUGUCGGAAGAGUCAGGCACAUCUUCCCGAGAUGGAAGCGCAUUGUGCGGCAGCUGGUCGUGAUACCCUUCGUGCUUGUGAGCACCUUGCUACUCGGCAUUCUGAUCACCUUCGUUUUCGCUAUUGAAACGUUCAUCGCGGAAGCCUACGAAGGACCAUACAAAUUCUAUCUGGAGUAUCUCCCGACUGUUCUUCUUGCAGUAUUCUUGCCAUACGUCACGAAUCUUCUCGAGGAUAUUGCCACCGGUUUGGCGGAAUACGAGAACCACCGGACAGCGGACCACUACGAAAUGUCUCUAACGCAGAAGCUCUUUGUGCUAAACUCGAUCACCAAUUACAUGCCGAUCUUUCUCACUGCAUUCGUAUAUGUACCAUUCGGAAGCACGGUCCUGCCACUACUGCAACAAGCUAUGAAUCGGGCACUAGGUGUUCAAAGCAAGCUGGAAUUUAGCGCUGACCCCGACCGAUUGCGCAAUGAGGUGAUAGCACUCACGGUUACGGGACAGGUCUCUAGCGCCGUCGAAGAACUCGCAUUGCCGUGGGUAAAGAUACAAGUCAAGCAGUGGUGGCGCGACCGACAAACCAGCCGGGCGCACGACCGAACUUCUUACGAUAAGAUGCCCUUCGAAGAUCCUGCCGAAACCCGCUUCCUCCGCCGAACACGAAGGCAAGCGUUGAGACCAGCGUACAACGUCCAAGAAGAUAUAGCGGAGAUGGUAAUCCAGUUCGGCUAUCUUGCACUUUUUAGUCCAGUGUGGCCACUUAUACCGAUCGGCUUCUUCGUCAACAACUGGUUUGAACUUCGGUCCGACUUUAUUAAGAUUUGCAUUGAACAUCAGAGACCCGAUCCAUCACGCAGCGAUGGCAUCGGGCCUUGGGUAGACAGUAUGGAAUGCCUCACGUGGCUGGGUAGUGUGAGCAGCGCCGCUAUCGUACAUUUGUUUGGUACCCACCAGUUCCUUGGCGACUACCUGGGCCUGAGCACGUGGGCGAGUCUCCCAAUUACUAUCCUCAUAUCCGAACACAUCUUCAUGGGCUUCAGAGCGGCAGUCCGAUUUGCUCUAUCGCGAAUUGGAUCAGAGCAGACCCGGAGAGAAAAAGCUGAGCAAUAUGCAAACCGGAAGAAACAUCUCGACGAGCUCGAGGCAAAUGCAGAGAAGGCAUCGCAUCUAGGUGUUGCUGAACGCGAAAGGCGCAAGAGUAUCAGAAUCAAUGCGGCGGAUUUCUUCUGGACUAAGCAAGCUGAAACAGGAGCUAGCUCAGCCGCAGGCAUCCGUAUCAUCAAGGCAUUGAAAAGCGCAGAGCACGAAACAGCAAUCACGGGCAGAGACACAAAGAUCGACUGA
Molecule: messenger RNA, 2115 nt
Organism: Pyrenophora tritici-repentis Pt-1C-BFP
Lineage: Eukaryota; Fungi; Ascomycota; Dothideomycetes; Pleosporales; Pleosporaceae
Source: RefSeq, a predicted model, not a curated record